AUGUGGAGCAAUAAUAGAAACGUAACGGUGCCGUCUGUGGAGCAGCCCCAGCCGCAACGCAAGGGCCACUGGAGUGCUCGCGGCAUCUACCAGCCCCAGAUGCAUGAGUCGCUGUGGCGGAAUACCUUGUGUGCAAAUGUGCUCGCACGCGUGGAUGUGGGCGCAUCUCCGGUGGUAAGUGUUACAAAGCACGUUCUACGCAUGCACCAUGGGCUCACAGCACAGAUCGUUUUGAAGAUUUCCAUGCAGAAAAGGCAAAUCCGAUGGUACCGUGGGGUGCGUGUCCAAGGUUGCCAUGCACCAUCGUGUAUCAUGGUAACCUUGCAUGUCGUACGGCAACGUUGGGCGCUGAGUCGCCGAGUGCCUCGGAGCCGUAUAUCCGGCAGUGGCGACCUGCAGCAGUGCGCUCGAACAUGGGUGCGAAAGCAUUGUUGCCAAGUCUCGGUGGCGACGAUGACGAUGGUGGAAGCGCAUGGGCCGCGUCGUGCUGCUUGCAUGGCAGCAGCCUACUUCGCCUGUGCAUGGAAUUGGCUCAGGCGAAUUGCAGGCGGCGGGACGUAUGGCGUGCGUGCAAUUGGACAGGAGCCCAUGGAAUCGAAUCAAGAGGGCACUGAUAUGAUCAUGAAGGUUGCGGGGCAGUCAUGCUCAUAG
Messenger RNA from Ostreobium quekettii, 651 nucleotides. Lineage: Eukaryota; Viridiplantae; Chlorophyta; Ulvophyceae; Bryopsidales; Ostreobiaceae. The record is from the annotation of a GenBank genome assembly.